AUGUUGAAAAAAAGUAUGGUUUUAAAUUACCAAGUACACCGACGUAUGUCUGAUUUUGUAACCCAAUAUAAUGAAAAUUAUAUACCAACCACACCGCUCCAAAAGUUAUUAUUAUCAAUCGGUUCUGCAACUGUUUCAUUGUUAGAUCCUCGAAGAGCAGAUAUGAUUGCCACUAUGGGAGAAACUACUGGAACAUCUGCUUUGAAAUAUAUGAGAGAUAAAAUGAUUAAUAAUCCUGAAGGCAACGAAAUAUUACAGUUACAACCACAAAUUAACACUUCAACAGUUGAUCUUGGAAAAUUAAAACAUAUGCCAGAAAAUACUCUCGGAUAUGCUUACUUUAAAUUUUUGGAUCAUAAUAAAGUAACACCAGAUUCCCGAGGAUCAGUACAAUUCAUUGAUGACAUUCAAUUAGCAUAUGUGAUGCAGCGAUACAGAGAAGUACAUGAUUUAUUUCAUACAGUGUUGGGAAUGCCUACAAAUAUGUUAGGUAAUAUGUUGUUUUCUAAUUUAUUAAAUACUAGCUGA
Messenger RNA from Macrosiphum euphorbiae (potato aphid), 528 nucleotides. NCBI's taxonomy places the organism in Eukaryota, Metazoa, Arthropoda, Insecta, Hemiptera, Aphididae. The record is from the annotation of a GenBank genome assembly.